Molecule: messenger RNA, 2607 nt
Organism: Morone saxatilis (striped sea-bass)
Lineage: Eukaryota; Metazoa; Chordata; Actinopteri; Moronidae
Product: adenosine kinase-like
Exons: 11
Coding region: 86-1204 (372 amino acids)
Biological process (GO): purine ribonucleoside salvage
Cellular component (GO): nucleus; cytosol
Molecular function (GO): adenosine kinase activity
Source: RefSeq, a predicted model, not a curated record
CUGUAGUUAAAAAGCACAUUGCCUGACAGAGAGGAGGAAGCUGUUGAACAUUUAAUCAUCAGGUUAAGCUGCCAAGAUUUCUGAAAUGAUGCCAACUGCAAGUGAAAACACCCUCUUCGGGAUGGGAAAUCCCUUGCUUGACAUUUCAGCUGUUGUGGACAAAGAUUUCCUUGAUAAGUUCGGACUGAAGCCGAAUGACCAGAUCCUCGCUGAAGACAAACAUAAAGCCUUGUUUGACGAAAUUGUCAAGAGGAGCAAAGUUGAAUACCAUGCCGGCGGUUCAACCCAAAACUCAGUGAAAAUUGCUCAGUGGAUGAUCCAGAAACCCCACAAGGUGGCUACCUUCUUCGGGUGCAUCGGUACCGACCGCUUCGGGGAGAUCCUUAAGAAGAAGGCCGAAGAAGCCCACGUCGACGCACAUUACUACGAGCAAAACGAGGAGCCUACCGGUACCUGUGCAGCCUGUAUCACCGGGGACAAUAGGUCCCUUGUUGCUAACCUGGCAGCGGCAAACUGCUACAAAAAGGAAAAACACCUGGACUUGGACAGCAACUGGGAGCUGGUGGAGAAAGCCAAGGUCUAUUAUAUUGCGGGUUUUUUCCUGACUGUGUCCCCGGAGUCAAUCCUGAAGGUGGCGAAGCACGCUUCAGAUAACAACAAAAUCUUCUGCAUGAACCUCUCAGCACCUUUCAUCAGCCAGUUCUUUAAAGAGCCCUUGAUGAAGGUCAUGCCUUACGUCGACAUCUUGUUUGGCAACGAGACGGUAAGUGAAACGAGACAUGUGUUCAGGCCUCUUGAGGACAGAUAUUCUGUUUGCCAACACAUUGUUUUGAUUGAGAUGGAGACCAUGCCAAAGUCAAAAGAGCUUGGCUUUGAGACAGAUGACAUUGCGGAGAUUGCAAAGAAGACCCAAAACCUCCCCAAGGACAACGCGAAGAGGCAGCGAGUCGUGGUCUUCACCCAGGGCAAGGACGACACUGUUGCAACUGUUGGUGAGAGGGUGACCAUGUUCCCCGUUUUGGACAUCGACCAGAACGAUAUUGUGGACACUAACGGAGCGGGAGACGCCUUUGUGGGAGGAUUCCUCUCUGCGCUGGUCCAAGAGCAUGCGUUGGAGGAGUGCAUCCGGGCCGGACACUACUCCGCCAACGUCAUCAUCAGACGGGUCGGAUGCACCUUCCCAGAGAAGCCAGACUUUCACUGAUGCAUCCAAGCACUGCAUAUUUGUCUUUUCCAAAAGAUACUUGUAUAUGUAUGCUUCAGGAGUUUAUGUACAUUUUUUCUAUUUACAGUAACCAACUGCAUGGGACUAAGUGCUGCAGCUUGAAUAUUUUACUCAAGCUCGAAUAAGCAACUCAGAUGUUUUAAUAUAAUUCAAACACUGUACUAGUAUCAGGUAUUGGAAUGAUAAUGGUUAUGUUUAAAGGAACGUUUUGCUGAAAAUCUAUCUUUUGAGUAUCAAAAACCGAACGCCUGUAGGUCUGAAAGGUGAAAGAAAGUGUUAGAAUCUAUCACCACCACGUGCAGAAACUUGAUCCAUAUGUUCUGUAUGUUUCAAACUACAACAGAGUUCAAACACUCCAGCUCUGUUUCCCACUGAAGCGUUGCUGGAAGUACUGUAUUACAUUAUUUGUUUAAGCAGCGACUGAAGUUUGGUUCCUACUUGGGAAAAUGGAUCAGUGGCGGAGUGCAUUAUCCUGCAGGACAGAUUUGAAAAGUUUCUAUAGACAUGUGGCUCUAAAAAGUUUAUUGUUUGCUCCUCCAUGAAGGACAGCAGCUGUAGUCAGCUUGGAGUUACAAUCAAUUCUAAUGGUGACCCAGAGUCAUGGCCAAAAAAACAUAUUUAAACGUCCGUAGAAACUUCUCAAACCAUUACUGCUGCACAAUCCACUUUUAUUCGCUGUUGAUCCUCAUGCUGACUAUUUUCCAAACAAUUAUCGCUUUGCCAAUAAAUUGCUAAUUACACUACUUCCAUUGGAGCCUCUGAGCUGUGAGCUGGCAGUAGUGAGACACAGAAGUGGUGUAUUUAGUAGUGUAAACUAUGAGUGCCAUCCUUCACAAAGCAGCAAGCUGCAAACUUUUUAGAGCCCUUUUUCAAGCCUACAGGGGGUGAGAGUGUUGUGAUACUUUUCAGCUGAGCGUUCCUUUAAUACUCAGCUGUCGUGCUGCAGACUUUAUGGAUGGGGCGCCGUUACAGGCGGCUUCAAAAGAGACAUUUAUAAUUGGACAAAACUGGAAAGAAUGUUUUUUUUGUUUGUUUUUUUGUUAUUACAUCAAUAAAACAAUCCUAAACUCAUCUUAUACUCCUAUACCAAAACAAAGUCAGCUUCAACACACAAGAUUUGUUAAGUACCCUAAAAAACCAAAAUGCAAUAAUAAUGUUAUAACGCGCAGGGUUUGUGUUAUUUCCUCAUUAUUUAAUCAGCCAGAGGCUCCCUCAUGCUAAUCACUUUUGGACAGCUCAACACCCUCCAUUAUGGUGGGGACUGUUGGGGGGGAGGUGGCGGUGGUGGUGGUAGAGGGGGUGGAGAGCCCAGGACCAGCCUGGUGUCCUGCCGCCGCUCAGUCACCCACACUCAUGCCUGUUGGGUCCUAACUGGACUCUCG